UGGAGGACAAAGUUGUUCUGGUGAACCUGUGAUGAAGCUCUAUCAUUACUUGGUAGCUACAUUCUCCUAUCCAUAGACGUGCCUUACACGCCGGACUACCGUGUUCGCGGUAGUUAAUAGGAGACGCUGUGUGCUUCGAAAGAAGUUACUCUCAUGAUCAUCGUCAGACGUUUUCAGGUAAUAUGACAAGGCUUGUGCACUGGUUCGUACUCGGUUCAAUCACUGUACUGCCACUGUUACCCUUGAUGGUCCCUCGAGGCUGCUGGUCGUAGGAGGUAUUUGAGUCAGCCGAGACAUCCUCAGACUCCCCAGAUUCUCAAACGGCACUCUCAUAGAGACCUACAUCGUCAACCGAUUCAGUGCCACCGACCAACCGACGAAAUCUUCAUCUACAACUGUCGAAAUUCUAGUCAUGGGUGGAGGACAGUCACAUCACAGGGAGCCAGACUGGGGAGCAAUUCGUGCACAACAAGAAGCUGAAGCUCGCGCUCGCGCUCGCGCCGCAGCUGAAGCUGCUCGUCAAGAAGCAGAACGUGCCGCUCAGGCAGCCCGUGCUGAGGUCGAACGGCUCAUGCGCGAGGCGGAACAAGCACGACGGCGCUUUGAAGCGGAACAAGCAGAGGCAGCCAGGAGAGCGCAAGCUGCUCGCGAAGAGGCUGAACGACAGCGCCGCGAGAGAGAGCAAGCCGAGCAGGCGGCACGUGCUGCCCGCGAGGCUGCAGAAGCACGGGCUCGCGAAGAAAGACAACGUGCCGAACGACUGGCGCGAGAAGCUGAAGAAGAGAGGCGCAGACAGCAAGCUGCUGAAGAAGCUGCUAGGCAAGCUGCCGUCGCUGCCCAGCAAGAACGGGAACGGCAACAGAGAGCUAGGGAAGAGGAAAACAGAAGACUCCAAGCCGAGAGGGAAGCAGCUGAGCGCGCCGCACAAAGGGCUGCUGAAGAAGCCAGACAAGCUCAAGCUGCGAGAGAGGAAGCCGAGAGACAAUUGCGAGAUGGCACCCGACCUGUGGUCGUGCCUACCCCUGAAGAAUAUUCUGCUUUCAGAGCUAAGAUACAGCAUACCGGAGGUUUCUUCCAUGUUGCCGUCAGCGGUAUAGCUGGUAGCGGCAAGUCGUCGCUGGUUAACGCGUUCCGGGGCAAGCACAAUAUGGAUCUUGAUGCCGCCGCGGUCGGCGUGAACGAGACUACUCUCGUGGUGGCCAGAUACCCUGAUCCAAAUCCAUCCAGCCGCUUCGUCUGGUACGAUGUUCCCGGAGCGGGUACAUUAAAGGUCCCCGAUUGGAAAUACUUCAAUGAUCAAGGACUCUUCGUCUUCGACUGCAUCAUCGUUGUGGUCAACAAUCGCUUCACUGCCACUGAUGUCGCUAUCCUUUCCAACGCUAGGCGCUUUGGCAUUCCCGCGUUCAUCGUCCGCUCUAAAGCGGAUCAGCACAUCAGGAACCUAAUGAAAGAUAUAGGCUAUAACAGUGACGAUGAAGGUGGAAACAAGGCUAGUUACUUUGCGCGGGCGCGCGACCAAUACGUGGCAGAAACCAUCCGUAGCAUCAGGACUAACCUCCAAGAGGCGAACUUGCCUGAUCAACCGGUCUAUCUCGUGUCGAACGUUUCUCUACAAACAACUGUCGUUGGCAAGGCACCGAAGAAGAUACUGGAUGAGGUCAAACUGCUCACAGAUUUGGCGGGCACGGCUCACAGAUCCGCGUAGGGUGUAUGACAAUGGUUUGGGCUUGGUUUGGAGCCGCAGAUGCUUUUCUACUUUUGUCGCAUGAAUCUGUAAAUAUACAUGCUCUCAGUAUUUGUGCAGUUCAGUGACUUCAGUCGUAGGGACGACCUGUAGUAGAUACCGUUCAUGUACUAUAUUUCAAUAGCACGAUUUUCUUCAA
This is a messenger RNA of Suillus subalutaceus, 1883 nucleotides long. Its product is annotated as interferon-inducible GTPase-domain-containing protein. The record is from RefSeq and is a predicted model, not a curated record. Gene Ontology annotation, molecular function: GTP binding. Gene Ontology annotation, cellular component: membrane. The coding region runs from base 413 to 1705 and encodes 430 amino acids. The transcript has 2 exons. Lineage: Eukaryota; Fungi; Basidiomycota; Agaricomycetes; Boletales; Suillaceae.